Molecule: messenger RNA, 2937 nt
Organism: Fraxinus pennsylvanica
Lineage: Eukaryota; Viridiplantae; Streptophyta; Magnoliopsida; Lamiales; Oleaceae
Source: the annotation of a GenBank genome assembly
AUGAAUGGCGUCCUCCGCUCCUCCUCCGCCGCCGCCUCCGCCUCCGCCUCCGCCGUAUUCCGAUUCGGAAUGAUACGAUCAACCGCUGUCUCCACCAUCAAACCGGUACCAUUACUAUCCUCCAGUCAUUCUUCUGUUUUUUUCCUGUUGGCAUUUACCAAACCCUUCUCAUUUUCAAUUGCCUCUGAAACUACCGAUCCACUACCCGUUUCCACCCCCAUUGCCAUUGACCUUUCUUCUCAACUCCUCUCCCUCCUUUCACAUCCCAAUUGGCAAAAACACCCUUCCUUCAGAAAGCUAAUCCCUGCAAUAUCCCCUUCUGUUUUCUCGUCGUUCCUCUCCCAAUACCCCCAUCUUAAUCCCCAAACUGCGCUUAAUUUCUUCUAUUUUCUCUCCCGUACCCCCAGUUUUACACCCAAUGUUCAAGCGUGUUCUUCUCUUUUGCGCAUUUUGAUCCCCAAUAAAUUUCUUGGGGUCGCCGAAAAAAUACGAAUUUUAAUGAUUAAGUCCUGUGAAACUGCAGAAGACGCAAGUUUUGUGUUGAAUAUAUGUCGGGAGAUGAAUACUUCUGAUAAUGAUUACAGAUUUAAGCUCAGCAUUAGGUGUUACAACACGCUCUUGAUGUCAUUGGCGCGUUUUCUUAUGGUUGAUGAUAUGAAAUGUGUUUAUACGGAGAUGUUAGAUGAUAAGCUCUCGCCGAAUAUAUACACUUUCAAUACAAUGAUUAAUGCAUAUUGUAAAUUGGGUAAUGUGAGGGAGGCUGAGUUGUACAUAAGUAAGAUUUUGCAGGCCGGGUUGAGGCCAGAUACACAUACGUACACUUCAUUGAUUUUAGGUCAUUGCAGGAGGAGUGAUGUAAAUAAUGCGAAUAAAGUUUUUGUGGAAAUGCCACAAAAAGGUUGUCGGAGGAAUGAGGUUUCUUACAAUAAUUUGAUGCAUGGGCUGUGUGAAUCUGGGAGGGUAGAUGAGGCGAAGAAGUUAUUUUUGCAAAUGGGUGAUGAUAAUUGUUGUCCUAAUGUCCGGACAUACACUAUUUUGAUUGAUGCACUGUAUGGUUCAGGUAGGAGUUUGGAAGCUCUGAGCUUGUUUCAGGAGAUGAAGGAGAAAGGUUGUGAGCCAAAUGUUCACACUUAUACAGCUGUUCUCGAUGGUACUUGUAAAGAUGGUAAACUUGAUGAAGCAAGGAGAUUAUUUGAUGCAAUGUUAGAUAACAGGUUGGUUCCUAGUGUGGGGACAUUUAAUGCUUUGAUUGAUGGGCACUGUAAGAAGGGAUUUAUUGAUGCUGCUUUUGAUAUAUUUGCCAUGAUGGAAUCAAAUAAUUGUCAUCCAGAUGUUAGAACCUACAAUGAGUUAAUAUCCGGAUAUUGUGAGGUAAAACAAGUGUAUAAGGCAAUGUCACUUCUUAGUAAGAUGCUAGAGCAGAAGUUGUCUCCGAAUCUUGUAACUUUCAACUUAUUAGUAUGUGGACAAUGUAAUGAGGGUGAUAUAGAUAGCGCUUUUAGGCUGCUCAGGUUAAUGGAAGAGCAAAAUGUAGUUCCUGACCAGUUAACUUAUGGUGCUCUCAUUGAUGCAUUAUGUGAAAGAGGGGCGGUUGAGAAAGCUUAUCAUGUAUACGACUCUCUCAAGGAGAAUGGUUUAAAUUCAAAUGAAGUUAUAUACACUACUCUGAUUGAUGGAUUCUGCAAGGCAGGGAAGUUUGAUUUUGCCCUAACUUUGUUUGGAAGAAUGAGUAGUGAGGGCUUCCGUCCGAACUCAUACACUUACAAUGUGCUGAUUAGUGGCCUGUGCAAAGAGAAAAAAUUGCCUGAAGCAGCAGAAUUUCUGGAAAGGAUGCUGGAAGAAGGUGUGAAACCUACAAUUGUUACUUACACUAUUCUCAUUGAGCAAAUGUUAAAAGAAUAUGCCUUUGAUCAUGCUUAUAGGGUAUUUCAUCAGAUGGUCUCCCUGGGAAAUAAACCUGACAUUUGCACAUACACUUCAUUUCUCGUCGCAUAUUGCAACCAAGGUAAGUUGAAAGAAGCAGAGGAUAUGAUGGCUAAAAUGAAAGAAGAAGGGGUGCAACCAGAUUUCAAGGCUUACACAGUAUUAAUUGAUGGAUAUGGACGUUCAGGUUUACUAGAUCGUGCUUUUGAUAUGCUCAAAUGUAUGGUUGAUGCUAGAUGUGAACCAUCUCAUUAUACCUACUCUGUUUUAAUCAAACAUCUCUUACAUGAGAAACGAAUGAAUGGAAGUGGUUGUAGAACGGGACUUGAUCCAAAAACAGAAGAAAACUUAAUUAAUAUUGCAGAUGUCUGGAAACUAAUGGAAUAUGAUACGGCUCUUAAGCUCUUCGAGAAAAUGGUUGGCAUUGGUUGCUCACCAAAUGUUAACACUUAUAAUGCACUCACCACUGGACUGUGCCGAGAAGGACGUCUCGAAGAAGCCUGGAGGUUGGUUGAUCAUAUGAAACAAUGUGGAAUGUCUCCCAAUGAAGAUAUGUAUAAUGCACUGGUGAAUUGUUGCUGCAAGUUGAAAAUGUAUGAGGAAGCAAUGAAGAUACUUGAUACCAUGCUCAAGCUUGGACUUCUACCACAUAUAGAAUCCUAUAAGCUGCUUGUUUGUGGAUUGUAUGACGAAGGGAAUGAUGAGAAGGCUAAGUCUGCAUUUUGUAUGCUUAUUCAAUGUGGUUACAAUUAUGAUGAAGUUGCUUGGAAGCUUCUGAUUGACGGGUUGUUGAAAAGGGGGCUUGUUGAUAGAUGCUCUGAGCUGGUAAAUGUCAUGGAGAAACUUGGCCAAAUUACUUCUCGUGGAAGUUUUCUAGGACGGUCACUCUAUACAGCAGGAAAAUUUCCUCCAACAAAUGGGAGAUCUUGUUUGCUUUCCAACUCAGCAUUAAGUAAGUCAAGGGGAAGAAGGCAUCAACUCCCCAGGCUGCAAGGGCAAACCAUUGUUCAUUGA